UUCGACUUUUCUGAGUGAAUGUAAGAGACGACGGCUAAGCAAAGCGGAAUAUAGCCCGAAAAAUCAAACUGUGAGCGGGAACAAGCCAACGAGAAUCCCGCCGAACGGUACUUCCGUUGACUUUAACUUAAAACUGCCGCCGCCAUAACUGUGAGUAAACGUCAACAUGGUCUCGGUUUCCUGAGCUUUAUUCAAAGCUGGUGAGCAGAUGUUGUGGCGGUUUAGUGGAGACACGGUUCAGGACUUCAAUCAUGCCCCGACCUCCUCGAAACCAGUUGUCUCCAUGGAUAGAGAAGCUGAUCCUGAGCUACAGCAGCCGGGAGGAGGAGGAGGAGGGGAGGGGCGGGCGGCUGAAGGCUCACGUCGUCGGUGUGGGUGAGAUGUCUCAGUCUCAGGCUCAGAACUCUGACGGCCUCACUGGGCUCCUCUUCCUGUCGGACGGUUUCCUCCAGAUCCCCGCCGUCCUCACCGCAGCGGCCUGGGAGCGUCUGCAGGAGCAGGAGGACCGUGAGUGUUUAGCCAGCCUCCUCAACGCCACCGCGUGCAUCCACGACUACCAGCUCCGGUUCCACAUGGCGUCCGAACAGACCAGGUGCCGCUUCUUCCUCUCGGUGGGAGAGCUCGCCACGACCGCCGCCGGUCCGGUCAGAGACAACACGCCGUGCUGCACGACCGCGUCCUCUGUGCGGCUGAAGAUCUGCGAGACGUGGCGGGCGCUACUGAGUGAGGAGGCGGAGCCAGAAUCUCAGAGGAGUCAGUGUGGGUUUGAUCUGUCCGAGCUGCUCGGCGAGUGGCAGCACGACUGUGUCCAGGCCGUGCUGGACGACGUGCGGGACAGGCUGGCGGCGGCAGGUGGGGGCUCUGUGAGCCCGCAGCCCUCCACCUCCUCGUACGCGCCACUGCUGACUCUCGCCGCCACGGGCUGGGACGUGGACAGGCUCAGAUUUAAAGGAGCGGAGCGCUUCACUGUCCCCGUGAAGUAUCUCCUCAUCCCAGAGGACGGAGCUCGGCAGCCGCGGACGUCGUCGCACACCAUGGACACACGCACACAUUCAAGUCCAGAACCCGCGCCGCUGUCCGUAGAUGACGCAGCGCGGCGAAUACCUGCACCGGCAGCUGCAGAGAGACUCUGCGGUGCAGACGAGAUCCCGCCUCUUCCUGUGGACGACGUGACGCGGCACGUGAUUGAGAGCGAUGUCACGCUUUUGUCAAACCCCUGGGACAUUUUCCCCCCACCGUGCACAUCCUCCUCCUCUGAGGCAUCACCAGACGCCACGACAACAAAUGCUGAAGCUAAAUCCAGACCCGGUCACGCCGUCACAGCAACCGGCACUCGGCUUCCUGUCCACAUCACCAAGGAAUCCCAGCCGACGUCAGCGCAGAGCACAGACUUUAGCGACUUCCCGCCGCACCUGAAACCACCACAUUCCACCGGCGCCGUCUCCACGCCUGCUUCUUUGGCGUUGCCUUUCGUGAGUCCACCGGAACCCGCGGAGGUGUCGCCCCCUGCAGGCAAACACAAGCCUUCUGCUUCAGACCAGGAGACGUGUGAGAAGGAGACCACACACAGAAAGGCGAAGAGGAAGAGAAGCGAGGCUGCAGCUGAAGCUCAGACCAGCGUGGAGCCGCCAUCUUGGCUCUUUGACACGCAGGCAGGCUCAGAAGACGGCAGCAGCCACAGAAACGGCCAAAGUGUGAGCAGCAUGUGGAGGACAACUCCCAGCAUGCACAGCAGUGGCAGACCGUUCUCCUACACGUACCAGAUGACCGGACAGAACCUGCAGGACUUCAGUGGCUUCACGGUGUCCGAGUCUUUGCUGCACUGGGCCGUCAAAUAUCUGCUUCCAAAGCAGGAGCCGGUGACCUCUGACCCCGGUCGAGGUCACGUCACUGUGGGCUCAACGGGUUAAAACAAAAGUGUGCCAGAGUUCCAGCGUUCUGACUGUUUCUGAUGAGUCAUGUUUACGUUAGUCUUUGUAAAAAACAAAAUGUAAAGAGUGUCACUGAAGUGGAAUCUAAAUAAAACAAAGUUCAGGUUUUA
Messenger RNA from Solea solea (common sole), 2041 nucleotides. RefSeq names its product ACD shelterin complex subunit and telomerase recruitment factor (gene acd). Lineage: Eukaryota; Metazoa; Chordata; Actinopteri; Pleuronectiformes; Soleidae. The transcript has 3 exons. Gene Ontology annotation, cellular component: chromosome, telomeric region; telomerase holoenzyme complex; shelterin complex. The coding region runs from base 252 to 1910 and encodes 552 amino acids. The record is from RefSeq and is a predicted model, not a curated record. Gene Ontology annotation, biological process: telomere maintenance via telomerase; telomere capping. Gene Ontology annotation, molecular function: telomeric repeat DNA binding.